Molecule: messenger RNA, 156 nt
Organism: Symbiodinium necroappetens
Lineage: Eukaryota; Dinophyceae; Suessiales; Symbiodiniaceae
Source: the annotation of a GenBank genome assembly
AUGAUGGAGGCAGUGACCACAGGCAACAAGGCAGCACAGGCCGCGAUCUUCCAGAAGCAGGCCGCCGUGGCAGCAUGCCAAGCGCCCAAUGCCACCGACAUGGCCGUGUUCAAGGCAGGCCUUCGCGUGUCAGCCGGCGAUGUGGUGUCGUGCCGG